Saccostrea echinata is the source of this 5355-nucleotide messenger RNA. RefSeq lists its product as uncharacterized. Lineage: Eukaryota; Metazoa; Mollusca; Bivalvia; Ostreida; Ostreidae. The transcript has 4 exons. The coding region runs from base 297 to 3836 and encodes 1179 amino acids. The record is from RefSeq and is a predicted model, not a curated record.
CUAGCCUGGUAGAUCCACCGUCGAUUAAUUUCACAAUUAAUUUCACCCAAUUUAUCCAAAAAUUAGGAAAAGAUUGAACCUGUCCAUUGGUUACACUGGGACAUAGAAGCAACAGAAAGAAGAAUUUACCUUUAUGUGAGAUUGUCUAUGUUAACAAGAUCAAGGAUUAGUGUCAGUAGACCCUCAAGAAGAUUUAAAGAGAAAGUUUCAAGAUACAGAUGAAGACAGAAGAAAGAAGACAAGAAAAGACAAUGAGAAAGUGUUAAAAAUAACUGAACCGAGAGAGAAAAAAAAACAUGUCUUGGAAGAGUUCUUCUAUUGUAAGCUAUCCCGAUUCGGACGAUGAUAAUGAUCCCUUGCAUUACAUCAAGAAGUCACGACCAAAACAGGAAAAUGUUCAGUAUAAUCCAGUGUACAAAAACAAAACUGGAAAGACUUCAGGACAUCCAAGAGAUCCCAGGCUGGAAAAUAGAAACAGAGAUCCUCGCUUGCAGCCCAGAAAUAAUGAAACAAGGGACCCUAGACAUCAAUCGAAUAAUGUGGAAAAUCGAGAUCCACGGCAUACAGCAAAAAAUGAAGUGGAAAAUAUUCAUUAUGCACCUGUUUAUAAUCGAAAAGUAAGGGACAUCGAGAGGGAAUAUGAAAACGCAUCGCGUUCGAAUUCAUACGAAAGUGCUGGGGCAAGAUGGAAACAGUACAAGUCCGAGAAAGCCGCAGAGAUAUCAAGGCCAGAUAAAUACCAGAGUGCGGAAUCUGGCUGGAAGAAGUUAAAAUCCGAAAACAAAUGGGACACCUCCAACUGGACAAAUGCAAGCGAUUCUUCUGACGACGAUGGUGAUAAUUAUAAUAGAAAAACGCCUAAAUCCAAAAUUGAUAUAUUUGCGAAUUCGGAGGAAGAAACCUAUAAAGAAGAAAAAUCUAAUGAACAGGGAUUCUGGUGGAAAUACAAAGACGAUGAACCUCUACCCGAUUCUCUGAUUUUGGAAAGCGCUUCAAAAUCUGAAGAGAAAAAUGAUGAUCUUUUUGAUGAUAUUUUGAGUGGUAAUCUUGUUGAAAGUAAUAAAGGCAAUGAAAAAGAUGAAUUUAACGACGAUUUCCUGUACGAUGACGUUUUAAUGCAAUCUAGGAAAGUUCUAGAAGAGGGGAAAGCUUUUCUAGGUGAAUCUGUCUCUGAAACGCAAGACGAACGAAGCGACCAACAUAAAUUCAUGUAUGAAACCGAGAGAAGUUUUAUGAAUGACUCAUCAUCGUUGCAAUUCAAACCAGUGGAUAACGUUGAGACACAAAAUCGAUAUAAUGUGGGCGAUCUGUAUCGCGAGCAAGUUGAUGUGAAUGAUAGAAAAUAUGAUGACUUGUAUAAAGAGGUAGAUGAUGAUAAUGACACGUGGUCAAGAUCAGUCACAGUGGAGAAGAAAGAGGUUUCUAACUGGUCUGAUGAAAGUCUUUCUCCUAUUCGCCGCCAGGAACCAAGUCCAGAUAGAAAUGUUGAGGUUAAUCUAGUCAAGAAGAGAAGUCCUAGAAGAUCUAGAGAUGACUCUCCGUCUUAUGAAAGAUCCAGAGAAAACAGAGAGGAAGAUACUCUUUCUCCAUAUGAUAAUGGUGAAUAUAGAGAUAACAGAAAGAUGGACUCUAUUUCAUCCUCUUACCCUAAUCAGAACAGAAAGGAUGAUAAUAUUUCUUCGUAUACAAAUCGUUCUCCACCAAGCCGAUCUCCAUCUCGGCGAGAUCAUCCUCAAAAGCCUCCAGUUAAUCAAUCAGCUCAACCAAUUAUUGGGAAUCCUUACGAAAAUCCAAAACUGAAUGUUGAUAAUAUCGAUCUGUAUUUCAAUGAUUUGAUGGAAUGGAAUUACAGUCAUCGCUGCCUCAUCUGUGACAAAACAUUUGAUAAUUUAACUAAGUGGACAGAACAUAUCCUUGAUACUAAGCAUGGUAGAGAGUUUCAUCUUGAUCCUUACAGGUGCCCACCUUGUCACGAAAUGUUCCGAAAUAAGCAGGAGUGGAAAAUGCAUAUGGCGUAUGCACCUUCUCAUGGUUUUAUGGGAAGCAUCAAUGUACCGAAGACAUACACAGUUUUACCGCCCUCGCCAGCCUUUCCUGUGCAACACGGCUGGAGAUGCAAGAGCUGUUAUAUUAUAUCACAGACAGAUGAUGACGCCUUACGUCACAUAAAGUAUGUUCAUCUCAUUCAUACCGCCCUGUAUCCAUGUCCACUAUGCGGUGAACCUUUUUGGCAUCAACGGGAUCUUGAUCGUCACGCUGAUGAUGUACAUGCUCCACCUAAAUAUCAGUGUGAUAUUUGUCAACGGGCCUUUGAAUCGGGUGAAAAGCUUCAAACUCAUCGCUUGAUAAAACACUCCAAGAAAAUUACGUGCUAUAAAUGUGAGAAACAGAUUGAUGAACUUAUUUUUAAGGAACAUUGUGAAAUGCAUAAGCUUGAAAUGCGUAAAUGUGACUACUGUGGAGAUGUAUUUAAAGACAGUUAUCACUUGGAAAAGCACGUCAGACAUGAUCAUAAGAAACACCGCCGCCGUCAUCGUUCUUCUUCAAGAUCCCCAGAUCGUCGAUCAUCUCGACGACGAUCUCGUAGAAGUAGGUCAAGGUCGAAAAGAAGCUCAUCGAAGUCUCGGAGGAGUUCAACAAAAGACGAGCAAGGUAAAAUAGAACCGAAGACACGUCGAAGCAGUUCUCCUACCAAUCAGGAACCUUCAAAGCAAAAAACCAAGGAAAGUAAAAGAUCCAUGUCUCAGGAUGAAUCAAGCAUUCCAUCAAGCAGCUGCGCUACUCCCACUAGGGAUGAAGAAGAGGACAUAUUUCCUCCUGGGGAUGAAAAUUACAGACACUCCUCACCAAAUCGGAAUCAGGAAACCAUGGAAGUUGCUCCAGCAGAAGAGGAAGACAGUCGUCAAAGUCGCGAAUGUUCUACCACACGAUCUCCACUUGGAAGGCGCGAUUCCUUAGAGGAUGAUCGUUGUUCAAGGGGAAGUGACAAGUCACGUGAUUAUCGACGAACUCGUUCAACAUCACAGAGUUCCAUAGACCGUCGGUCAUCUCGUCACAAGAGAAGUAGAUCUCGUGAUGAUAAUUCAUCUCGACGGUACUCAAGCAGGAAAAGAAGUCGAAGUCAAUCGCGAUCCCGAUCCCGAUCUAGAGAUAGAGGAUACAGCAGUAGUAAGGGGUCGAAAUAUGAUGAAGACGACCGUAGUAAUGACAGACAUCUUGAGGAUCGUGUUUAUAAAGAAUAUGAUGAAAGAUCAAAUGAUGCGAGAAAGCGCUUCAUCUCUGAAACACUUAAUGAUAGCUCGUCCAAUGCAUUCAUAGAUGAUUCAAUUCAUGAUGAUGAUGGUGGUGGUCAAGAGGAAGAAACCGAAUGGGAAAGGAGGAUCAGUAUGAAAAUGAUUGUCAAGGACGAAAUCUGGGAUAAGGAGGAAGAUGAAAAGGCUAAUAGUGCACCAGCCAAGAUGGCUCCUAAGGACCUUCCAAUAUUUGACAUCCCUGUGGAAGAGGAUAUUGAAAAGUCUUCAUCUGAAAAACCGAUAGAAAACGCAACAUGGGUUGUUGAAAAGCCUCUUGGUGAAAAUAAAGAUUCGAAGAAUGGCAAUGAAAGUGACAACGAUGAGGAUAAGAAACAAUUUGUUUGUAAAGAAUGUGGAAAGUCAUUAGGAUCAUUAAUGCAGUUACGCGAUCACUUUACUGUGAAGCAUAAGAAAGGUUUUAACUUGCGAAACAAGAGACCCUCUAGUGCUGACGUGAAGAAAAGUCAGCCCAUUGUAGCAAAGGAGCCGAAAUUGUCGGAAGAGCAAAAGGAAAUUGCCAAACUAAUUGAGGGCAUCGAAUAAUUAUUUCAUCUUUGUUGUUUACUUCUGUACAUGUACAUACAUGUAGGAAAUUAAUUUGGAAUGAAAUUUAAUUUGAGUCUUUUUAUGUUUUUGAAGCCUUCCACUGGAAACACAAUUAAACUGUAAUGAGUAUGUGUGAUCAAAAAGGACUUAGCAAUUGCAUAUGUAUCAGGCCCUCAAAUGUGUAAUCGUCUUAAAAUCAAUUUAAAAUACUUCAAUCAUGUUGUUCUGUGUAAAAUGUUAUUACUAAAGUUUUAUAAGUAUAAUAAUUAUACUGCAAAGGAAGAAAUGUGAAGGACAUGCCUUUUUUGUAAUUUUAAUUUGGUCUGCUUUUGUAUUUGAAAAAUAAUUUCAUCAAAUUGUUGCCUUCCCUUUGUUUUUGUUUGUUUGCAUCACGUGAUACUGACAAUAACAUUUUUUUGUUUUACAGAAUUACAUUUUUGCAAUUGCUCAUGUACAUAGAAAACCCAUUGUAGCUUUUAGAUUCUGCGAAAUGAUGUAAAUGACAUUUUAUUGUGUUAUUUGUUGCAGCCAAAAUUUAUGUCAAACUUGGUCCUGUAUCCUGUGUAGCAAAACUAAGUCAUUUCGAUGAAGUAUUUGUUAAAAAAUAAAAACAUCAAAUAACCUGUUUGGAAACUUAUACAAAAAAUUGAAAUUGAAUGAACAUCUUUUGGAACAAGUUUCAGACGAGCUUUGCGAUGCAUGAAUUACUAGUAAUAUGGGCAUCUUAAAGGGACAUGGACACAUUUGCAUUGCAUUUUGUUUACACUUUUUUAAAUUUGAAAAAAAAAGCUUCAGUUUGAUGACUUGACCUUUUAUGAAAAACCUUAAUGCUCAAUGACAAUAGCAUUUUUAAAAACCAUACAUUAAUGCCUCUGUUUGUAAACACUGUUGUUACAAGUACAUGUAUUGUUAAUGUUUACCUGAUGUGUUCGAUUUCCUGACAUUGUUUACAUCACUGACCAUAUUCUUUUGAUUUUGGUUUCUCGCAAUUUUUUUUUACUUUUCUUGAUUAAAGUUUUAAUAUCUUUUAUUAAUACACUUCACAUUUCCCACUUUUCUUGAAUAUUAUAGAUAUAUUUUAUUUAAAACAUUUGUCUGAAACCCUCUCGCGAUGUUUAAGUCCAGAAAUUCUACCAUACAUUUAUUAUUCGAUUAUCUGGAAGAUUCUAAACUUCAAAUCUUUGUCCAUGCCCCUUUAAUUUGAUUUUAAAAAGGAGAUUUUUAAACUAAUUAAUACAGUUAUUACAACGUGAUUGCUAAUCGGUUAACCAUUUAGGGAGUCCUAUUUUGGAUAAAUAUAUCAUUCAGAAUCUACUGGACAAGUUUAGAAAGUUUCCUCUGUAUGCACAUUGAUUCUCCUUAAUCAGAAGAAACUGAUUUCAGUUAGUUAUUGUAUAAAUAUCUCGGGGGCAUUACGAAUAAAGAAAUAAUUGUAUUUCACACACAUGUAUCGUUUUAUAAUUUUGAUUUCCAACUUUUUUAUUUUGCUUCUCUACUCGAUUAAAUGUAUAGAAGU